Perca flavescens (yellow perch) is the source of this 1711-nucleotide messenger RNA. RefSeq names its product UBX domain protein 2A (gene ubxn2a). Gene Ontology annotation, molecular function: ubiquitin binding. The transcript has 6 exons. Gene Ontology annotation, biological process: proteasome-mediated ubiquitin-dependent protein catabolic process; Golgi organization; nuclear membrane reassembly. Gene Ontology annotation, cellular component: cytosol; nucleus. Bases 133 to 804 code for a protein of 223 amino acids. NCBI's taxonomy places the organism in Eukaryota, Metazoa, Chordata, Actinopteri, Perciformes, Percidae. The record is from RefSeq and is a predicted model, not a curated record.
UUACGGCACUGUUAUUACUUCACAGACAUUGCUCAGCAGAAUAGCCGCUGCACAAAACUCAUGGCUGCAGAUGUGUAGCCCGGGAUUAACCGACAAAACACGGACUGUGAAGAAAAUGAAGAGGAGGCUCCAAUGAGGCGUAGUUUCUCGGUAGAAGACCUCCUCGGUGAGGUGGAGAAGAUCUGUUACGAUGCCUCCGGGACAUCAAAGGUGGAGAUGGUGGUGAGGCUAUGGAAGGAUGGCUUCACUGUAAACGACGAGGAGUUUCGCAGCUACUCCAUACCAAAGAAUCAAGACUUCCUGGAUGCCAUCAAAAGGGGGGAGCUUCCGGCAGAGUGGGAGAGCCGAGCAGAGGAGAAGGAGCUGGAGAUCAGUGUGGAGGAUCUGACGGAGGAAAAUUAUGUUCCCAAGAAAAAGGCCUUUCACCCCUUCAGCGGGCGCGGAUACCGACUUGGCAGUGUUGCACCCAGAGUAGUGGCCAGGUCACCAUCUGUGCACGCGGACGGAGAAUCUCCUCCUAUUCCCAUGGUAACACUAGACCACGCCCUUCCUGUUACCUCCCUGCAGAUCUGGUUGGCUGACGGCAGAAGAUUGGUGCAGAGGUUUAACCUAUCGCAUCGGAUCACCGAUGUUCAAGAUUUCGUGGCGCGUUGCCAGAGGAGCUCCCCACCUUUCGUCCUGACAACGUCAGUUCCUUUCCGGGAGCUUGACGACAAAGAAUUGAGUCUAGAAGAGGCGGAUUUGACCAACGCCGUCAUCGUACAGAGACCCCUAAACACAGAGGCUCCGUUUGGACACUGCUGAUUAAAAGCCCCCCCGCCUCACGUAAUGCAUACAACACACCACACACACCCCUUCACCGACACCUCACCAUGAGCCUGACUGCAGUCUCAAGGCUUCCUGUAAGGUAUACUGUUUCUUUAUUCUGCAGCUUGUGCUGCAUUUGAUGAUUGUUAUAUUUAUUCAUCUCCGUGUAGGAUUACCUGCAGCCUAAUGGAGAUGUUGUCAGUUCUUUGCCACCACAGGUGCUGAAGUGCUGUUGAUAAUGCUUACUUUGUCUUUUUCCUCUGGAGGACAGUGUUUACCUGCCAACAGAUCUCCCAAAACUCCCAAACUCCAGAAAGGCAAACCAAUUCUGUCGCCCGUGCAGAUGGUCAACCACGUGUGUCCAUCUGGUCGUCUAUCACAUGUAAACCUCCUUCCCUCUCACGCAUGCGCGCGCGCACACACACGCGCGCACACACACGCGCGCGCACACACACACACACACACACACACACACACACACACACACACACACAGAGACACACACACACACACAACACCAGCACCAACAUAGUCUCUAAAGUCUUCCCAAACUGUGAUCACCAGUUUUUCUGCACUACUUACAAUAAAAAAAUAAAAAAAAUGAGGGGCUGAUGUCUCAAUUUGUAUCUCUGAGUUUACAGUUGUAUUUAAGGGACAUAUGAUGUUUUUUGCACAUUAUUACUAUUUAAAAAAGAGAAAAGAUAAUAUGUUAUUUGUGUUGGCCUGUCUGUUGAGAUUUGUUGAAUUGUUUUGCCAUUUUUUUGCUUUUUUUUUGGUGUGAACAUUUGCCUUUGUUCUUGUGGGGAGGGAUUUAAUUCAGAAUGUACAAUGAAUUGUUUUAUUUGACUGCAUCCUUUCAAUACAUAUCACAUAUCAAGGUACAAUAAAAAUCGUCCUUAAAGUU